Messenger RNA from Clupea harengus (Atlantic herring), 1418 nucleotides. RefSeq names its product pepsin A-like. The record is from RefSeq and is a predicted model, not a curated record. Gene Ontology annotation, molecular function: aspartic-type endopeptidase activity. The transcript is spliced from 7 exons. NCBI's taxonomy places the organism in Eukaryota, Metazoa, Chordata, Actinopteri, Clupeiformes, Clupeidae. Gene Ontology annotation, biological process: proteolysis. The coding region runs from base 73 to 1326 and encodes 417 amino acids.
AUAUUUCUAUUGAACUCGUGUCAUGUAGUGCCUUGUUUAAUCAAGUAAUUGUUCCUCAAAUAUUUACUCAAAAUGAAUCAACACCCCAAGGACGUGUACUUGUUUUGCUGCUUAUGUCACACAUUUUGGCAGAACCAAGUAGAUCUUAUCCAAGUAAUAAAAGUUGGGGGGGGGGGGGUGAUAUUGAAAGGAUCUCGAUAUAAAGAACUUGAAUUUGUCGUCAUUCACUCAGUCUUAGUGGAUCUCAGGACAGACUGCAUCAUGAAGUUGGCCAUCGUUCUGUGUGCUGUUGUGGCACUCUCUGAGUGCCUGGUCAGGGUCCCCCUGAUUAAGCAUAAGACCACCAGGGAGAUCAUGGAGGAGAAAGGCCAGUGGGAGGAGUUCAGGCAGAGGUACCCCUACAACCCCCUGACCAAGUUUGACAGUAAUUUGUUCGGAGCGCAGCAGAUGACUAACGAUGCUGAUCUUGCUUACUAUGGAGUCAUUUCCAUUGGCACGCCACCUCAGUCCUUCACAGUGGUCUUUGACACUGGCUCUGCCAACCUCUGGGUUCCCUCCACCUUUUGCAGCAGCCCUGCGUGUGGAAACCACAACAAGUUUGAUAUCUACAAGUCCUCUACUUAUGUCAGUACUGGAAAGGGCCUCUCCAUCCAGUAUGGAACUGGCAGCAUGCAGGGCUCUUUGGGAUCGGACACUGUUGAGGUCGGAGGACUCAAGGUGGUCAACCAAAUGUUCGGAAUUAGCCAGUCCGAGGCUUCCUUUAUGUACUAUAUGAAAGCUGAUGGUAUCUUGGGUCUGGCUUAUGCCAGCAUUGCAGUGGAAGGGGUCAUGCCAGUCUUCAACAACAUGGUGAAAGAGGGUUUGAUUGAGAAUGACUACUUCUCCGUUUACCUGAGCAGGUACAAAUUGUUUGGUUCAUCUCAAUUCUCUCUAGAAACCUUAUCAACACUAUUAUUAAAGUCAAAUCUGUUUUUCUACAGGAGCCCCGACACUGGCAGUGAAGUGGUCUUUGGUGGAUAUGACCCUGACCAUUACAAUGGUGAUCUUAGAUGGAUUCCUUUGUCCUCUGCAAAUUACUGGCAGAUCAAAAUGGACAGCAUUACUGUCAAUGGCAAGGUUGUUGCUUGCAAUGGUGGCUGCCAGGCAAUUGUGGACACUGGAACCUCCUUGAUUGUUGGACCUCAAGUCGACAUUCUCAACAGUGCAGUGGGAACUCCUUAUGGUCAGGUAAACUGCAAUUCCAUUGCAAGCCUGCCUGAUGUGACUUUCAACAUCAAUGGAAAUUCCUUUUCUAUCCCCUCUUCUGCCUAUGUCCGCAAGGUAUGAACAUCUCUGUAUUUCUCUGUAUUUGACAAGAAAAGGGUGGAUGGUCAGCUGUAAAUGACAUGCUCCCAGUGUAAUUUCAUCCAAACAAUAGU